Molecule: messenger RNA, 5106 nt
Organism: Helicoverpa armigera (cotton bollworm)
Lineage: Eukaryota; Metazoa; Arthropoda; Insecta; Lepidoptera; Noctuidae
Gene: Eip78C
Product: ecdysone-induced protein 78C
Exons: 9
Coding region: 678-2129 (483 amino acids)
Biological process (GO): regulation of DNA-templated transcription
Molecular function (GO): nuclear receptor activity; sequence-specific DNA binding; zinc ion binding
Source: RefSeq, a predicted model, not a curated record
AAUUAAGGCUGUAUAUGUUCAACCCUCAGAGAUAUCCAGCACCACACGAUCUAUCAGCAGAUUAGAAGAAUCAGUAAGAAAUUGGAGUGUAGCUACAGCUGUAUAGUGGAUUGACCUAGAAGCCAGGUGACAACGACAAGGCCUGCCCGUGAACCAGGAAGUAUUCUCAAGGUCGAACUGGGGCAUGCGCGGUUCACACCCCUCAAUACCGACAACUUUGUCACGUGGCUCAGUCGGCCCAUCUUACUAUAAGUACACGACUGUGUAGUAUUAGGAAAGUGUUUUUCUGUGAUACAAGUACUCUAUAAUCAUAUUCUGCUAUAGAAAUUACUUUAUAACUAUUGUGAAAACAGCAAAUUAUGUUUAUAUAGAAUCGGUAACCAUGGCUCAGAAACGCGAACUUGACUUUAACCCUGCUUGCAAGGUUGCAUUGUGUAUUACUAAGACCACCCCUAAAAACGCGAAGAGUUUUCCUCGAAGGCCCCUGCUUCCAAAUAAGGGUGCCUGCCUUUCUUGUGCCUAUGUUAGAUAUAAUAAUAACGUUAGUCGCUAAAUAUCACUAAUAACUAUGUUACCAAAAACUGUGAACAUUAUCAGACAUUUAAAUAGACUAACUAGGACAAUGUUAAAUAAAAACAGUGCAUACAAACAAUGAGACUUUUAAUUAUUUAAUAACAAUGAGUGGGUUGGUGUUGAGUGAGGCUACCAGCUCCUCGACUUCCGAUGAAGAUGACGACCUAUACGGGUUUAAGGAGGAGCCUUGUUCUCCGGUAGCAGGCUACUCCUCAGAUCCUCUACAAUACACUGUAGAAAGUAGUAACUCAACAUCAGUCAACAAGACAGCAAGCCCUUGCAAGGUGUGCGGUGAUAAAGCCUCUGGCUAUCAUUACGGCGUCACGUCAUGCGAGGGAUGCAAGGGGUUCUUUCGCCGCAGCAUCCAGAAGCAGAUUGAAUACCGUUGCCUCCGUGACGGCAAGUGUCUUGUUAUCAGACUGAACAGAAAUCGUUGCCAGUUCUGCAGAUUCAAAAAGUGUCUAGCAGUUGGCAUGAGCCGUGACUCCGUGAGAUACGGCCGAGUCCCCAAGCGUCCCCGAGAAGCCGUCGUCGCCGAAGUGAAGUUAGAGCCGGCCGCUGCCUACGCCGCUAACGUCGAGGUGAUCCCGCCGCCCGAAGCCAUGGAGACGGAGCCCGCGCGCCCGGAGAUGUCCAGCGAGGAGCUGGUGAAGCUGAUCACGACAGCGCACCGCAAGACCAACACCUACACGGAGGAGCUGCAUGUGCCACUGCCGCGCGACGUCUACAUGCGGAUCCAUGACGACUCUGAAGGCAGUGGCGGCGAGGACGUGGCGUCGUCGAGCACUGAUGCCGUGACCGACAUGCGGUCUAUGCUGUGGCACAGAUUCGCGCAGCAGAUGACUCCCGCCAUCCCUCUAGUGGUCGAGUUCGCCAAACGACUGCCCGGCUUCUUCAGCCUCCCGCAAGAUGACCAUCUCAUCCUCAUUAAGCAAGGGUUCUUCGAAGUCUGGCUGACUCGUGUGACCGACCACUCUACUCAGGAGUGCAUCAUGUUCGAGAAUGGCACUACAUUUACCUAUCAGGAGCUGAUGGUGAUGUAUGAUCAACCAUUUGCGACAGCACUGAUGACGUACAUUUGGAAAAUUCUGAGGAUGCAGAUCACCGAGGAAGAGAUGGCCUUGUACACCAGCACCCUGCUGAUGUGCCCGCACCGCGUCGGCCUCAGCACCCCCGACCGCAUCAGUGGUCUGCAGCAAACCUUGAAUGACGCACUCAUAAAUAACAUGAUAACCAGCGGAGGUGGUCCUGAGGCGACAGCCAUUGCCCGCGCCCGCUACGAAGCCUUCGCUGCGGCCAGGAACGAAGUCCGCCUCAUAGGGGCCCGACAUCACGUUCUUCUCUCGUAUCCUCGAGAACGCUGGCCACGCCUGUUGCUGCCUGAUCUGUUCAUAGAGAUAUUUGAUAUUCCGAGGUACGAAGAUCAGACUGAAGCAGUUGCGGCGCCGUCGACUUCGGCGGUGACUACGUCGACGGCGGUGGUUGUGGCGCCGGUCGCUCAGUCCUCCCAAUCCCCUCACUCCUCUCAAACUCCUCAGGUCCCGCAGCGCGGCUAGUUUGCGACAACAGUAGGAUGCAAUGUCAACAUCGAUGAAGAAGGCUUGACUGAUGAACUUAUUGGAAAUAUUAUUUUAUAACAUUUUAGGAUAACCUAUUGCGCCAAAGUUACUAUCCACAUAUUUUCUAACCAUGAACAGCAUUGAAAGUAUUUGAUAGUCAGAGCCCUACACAUUCAAUGCCAAGCAAAUUAUGGCUUCUCUCUUAAUUGCAACACAGUCUCUGAAAGUUUCAUUUUACCGUACAAGGCCGAAAGGUUUUCAGAGGAAAAUGUUUAUAUAAUAUUUUAGGAUAUUCAAAAUUUUUAGGUACCAUUUUCUUUAGCCGAUGUUUAGUAUUAUUUAUUACUUGAAUGAUUGGAUGACGCCUAGAUUACGGUCUACGUAUGUAACGUGGAAUAUCGAAGGGGGUGCAUUGUCGCCGCCAACUAUAAGUACCAUGAAUAGUAAAUAUGGAUAAGGCCUUAACCCUGGUAGUCAUUUGGAUAGGCAGUCAAUUUAAAGUAGGUGUUCGAAUAUGUUGAAUCCAUUUAAGUUGCUCAUCUGGUCCUCUGAUUGGUCCUUGUAGGUAGUACCUAACACCGUUUGUAUGGAAUCUCGUAUCAACUAGGUAUGUUUAUAACAUAACUUCGCUAUCAACUACGUCAUUAAGCUAGUGUAGCAUUUAUUUAUUUAAAUAGUUCCUUGUGUGAAAAGCUUCUCGAUAUUUUGUUAUAAAUAAUAUAGUUUAAUUACUCUCAAUUGAUUAACCUGUUCUGAUUUAGUUGGUAAUGUUAAGUUAUUGGGCUAAGUAUUUUUUGAUUGAUAAAGAACUGUAAAUUGAUUUAAUUUCUAAAAAUAAUCAUUAUUAGGUAUUUAAUUUGAACCGACUUCUAAAGGAGAAGGUAUUGCCACCCGAUAUGUUCAAUUUCUAUUAUAUUAUUAUUUAGUUGAAUGACGAAGUCAUGACAUAACUUAUAAGGAACUCUUCUCUCGAUGUCUCUCUUAGGAUAGGAACUGUAAUAUCAACUUUUCUUCGUUAUCUAACCUUUAACUGAAAGGAAAGUGGUUGCAUAAAUGAAAAGAUCUCUUGAACCCUUUCAGACAUUGCUCUUUUUCUAAUCGUCAUUGUUCUUUUUCUCGAUUGUUUUAGUUACUUACUCCUAAUGAUUGUUGUCAAAAAAUAUAUUUUUAUCGGAAAUCAGGAGUAUUAAAGUAUUAUAGUUUUUUUUUCUGUUGUUAAAUUUUUAUUAUUGUUUAAAUGGGGGUUGUGGGUACGUAGGAUAUAAAAUAUCCUGUUUAUCAGACAACAUUAUUACUUAGAGUACCUAUAUGUUAGGUUUGUUUUUGUUCAUACUAUCACUGCGAUAAAAAGUUUUUCUAACUUCUAAGCUUAGGUUACAAAAACUUUAUAAACUUAUGCGUUUAAUAUUACCUAUGUAUAAUAGUCUGUUUUUUCUUCAUUUUAAGAGUUAAUAUAAAGUGCUUAGCUGUACUAGUUAAUAACUCCUAAAUUAACUUCAGUUGAAUUCCAAUCCAGAAAAGAGUGUAAUUUUUUUGUUAAAGAUUUAGCAACACAUUUAGGACUGUACAAAUCACCACUCCGUGAUCAAAUAUGUGUAACACACAAGAAUAGGUAUACAUUGUAUGUUCUUAUGUGCCGUAUUAACAUAAAUUAUGUAUUCCCACACAGCAUAGAUCAGUUUCAAGUUUUGUUAAAUAAUAUUUUGCUCAAAUUUUUCUAUUUUUAUUUGGAUAAUUUAAUGUGUAAAGUCUGUAACUAUCACCCAGGAUAGUUAACAGAAAAUACGUAUUUAUUAAAUGGGAACGCAAUAUACCUAAUGAACGAUCAAUGAUCUAUUUUUGCUUUCAACAUAAUUGCUAACGUUUCGUUUCACUGGCUGCAUUUUUAAAUCUUCUUCUUCCUCCUGCCCUGUUCCCAAUUUUAUUUGGGGUCGGCGCAAUAUGUCAUCCUCUUCCAUUUUCCCCUGUCAAUCGUCAUACUAACACUCACUCCCUUCCUAUUCAUGCCAUCUUUCAGGCAAUCCAUACAUCUUUUCUUAAGGUGUCUACACACCAAAGCCGCUGAUGCCGGCCGCCGGCUUUCAUAGAGUAUUUGACAAUUACUAGAACACCACAUGCCGCGGCAGUCGUGCCGCCGGGUCACCGGCUUUGGUGUGUAGACCCCUUUAGGUCUUCCUUUUCCUCUCUAUCCACCUACAUUUUAAUUUAGUUGCAUGCGUAUCAUACCUCCUCACUACAUACAAGCCCAUACCAUGACAAUCUUCUACUUCUCAUCUUUUCUGUAACUGGCGCUACUUUCAGACUCCCUCUAAUGUUAUCUUUCCUCACUUGAAAUACGGCUGGCUGCAUUUUUAAAUACGUCAUAACAAUAUCAAUUUAGAACUUACAUAGUACAUAGUAUUGCGCUUGCAUUUACUCAGCAUUUGCACCUUUUAGAUUUAUCAUGUAAUCAUUUAUCGUUCAUUGUAACAAUAGGUACUUAUAAAUAAAUAUAUUAAAUACCUAUGUAUAUUUUGUUUGUCGUGGUAAGCCAAUGUAUAUUAGCUGUUAGUGGAAUGAUAUUCGGAAUUCGUUUAAGUUAAAUUGCUGUUGUUUAAAUUAAGACAUAGAGAGAAUGACUUGUAAUAUUUUCCUCGAACUUGAUCGGUUUCAGUUAUACCUAUUGGGUUCAAAGUAAAUAUAGUUGGAUAGGUAGGUAAUUUUAAUGUUAACGAUGCGAAAUAAGGCAUUCUUCGGAAAUCGAUCAAGUAGCAGUGAAAAUAAAUUAGUACUGCUAAGGUUAUUUAAUGUAGUAUACCUACUUAAGUUUUGCUUUUAAAUAUACUUAGGUAUUUUGUGUCUACGAAGCAUAAAGAUCUCAAAAUCUGAACUGUAUAGUAUGUAGAGAUCCAUCUUCUGUAGGCCAUACACUCUUCAAUUGGUGUGUUUAGUCUCGUAUUAAUAAAUGUCACUCAUCGAAGUGCUUGCUCUCAAA